AUGUCAACUGUGUACUCUAAAUCUAUUGCCACCACCAUUAUCAAUCGACAUGGCAACUUCAGAUCAAACUUUCCGACCAGGGUCGAGCAUGAGAAAGAUAUGUAUAGAAAGCUUGCUCAAGUGGGUACCAAAGCAACCUCGCCACGGAUAUUCAAUGUGGAUGAUUUCGGAGCUCGGGGUGACAGAACAGACGAUUCUGAGGCAUUCAAUAAAGCUUGGAAGGAGGCUUGUUCUUUUGAAGGAGUAGCUGUUCUUGUAAUUCCGGCUAACAGGAUAUAUCAUCUUAAGCCAAUUACUUUUCCAGGUCCUUGCAAAUCCGUCCUUACAAUGAUGGUCCAUGGAACAAUCAAAGCUUCUCCACGCCGAUCAGACUACAAGGAAAGCCCAAGACAAUGGAUUGUGUUUGAAAAAAUGAACAACUUCAUAGUUGAAGGUGGUGGGACCAUCAAUGGAAAUGGAAGGCCAUGGUGGCGAAACUCCUGCAAAAUCAACAGAAGCCUCCCUUGCGUGGGUGCACCAACGGCUGUGACCUUCGACAAUUGCCUAAAUUUGAGAGUGGCCAACAUAAGGAUUAAAAAUGCACAACAAAUGCAUCUAACUUUUCAAGAUUGUGUGAAUGUUAAAGCUUCAAAUCUCAGAGUAAUCGCACCAGAGAAGAGUCCCAAUACUGAUGGAAUUCAUGUCACUGGAACCCAAAAUAUUCAGAUUAUGAGCUCUCUCAUCAGAACAGGUGAUGAUUGUAUUUCCAUUGUGAGUGGAUCUAAAAAUGUUCGAGCAACGGAUAUAAUAUGUGGACCAGGCCAUGGAAUCAGCAUUGGAAGCUUAGGAAAAAACAAGGCAGAGGAUGAGGUUUCAGAUGUGGUUGUGGACAGAGCAAGAAUUUCGGGGACCACAAAUGGAGUAAGGAUAAAGACUUGGCAGGGAGGAUCUGGAUACGCAAAGAACAUCAAAUUCCAAAACAUUAUCAUGCACAAUGUGACUAAUCCCAUAAUUAUAAAUCAGAACUAUUGUGAUCAGUCGGAAUCAUGUCCAGAACAGCCCUCAGCUGUGCAAGUAACGAAUGUGGUGUACAAGAACAUCAGAGGAACCAGUGCUUCAGAGGUGGCUGUUAAACUUGACUGUAGCAAGACCUUCCCAUGUAAUGGCAUUGUGUUACAGAAUGUAAAUCUAGUCCGUGAAGGAGAGACAAAAGCAAAAGCUUCGUGCCAGAACGUCAGACUAGCAAGCACAGAGAGGGUCUCUCCACUUUGCCAAUGA
This is a messenger RNA of Ilex paraguariensis (yerba mate), 1257 nucleotides long. NCBI's taxonomy places the organism in Eukaryota, Viridiplantae, Streptophyta, Magnoliopsida, Aquifoliales, Aquifoliaceae. The record is from the annotation of a GenBank genome assembly.